Molecule: messenger RNA, 1385 nt
Organism: Umbelopsis ramanniana AG
Lineage: Eukaryota; Fungi; Mucoromycota; Umbelopsidomycetes; Umbelopsidales; Umbelopsidaceae
Exons: 7
Coding region: 63-1235 (390 amino acids)
Biological process (GO): biosynthetic process; conversion of methionyl-tRNA to N-formyl-methionyl-tRNA
Cellular component (GO): mitochondrion
Molecular function (GO): methionyl-tRNA formyltransferase activity
Source: RefSeq, a predicted model, not a curated record
AUUGUCGAGACAACUUUUGUAACUUGUGUUUUUGACGAAAGGAACCUGAACGCGAAUUUAGAAUGUUGGCGAAUGCCUUUACAAUAGGGAGACUGCAUCAACUGCGGCUGCACUCUCCGUGCUCUAGCUAUUUACGUUUGCAACUCUUGUCUAACGGUCGUCGAUGGAAAAGCGACACUACCACCAAACAAGGUUACCGAGUACUUUUCUUUGGAAACGAUGAAUUCGCCGAAAGUCACCUGAAAGCACUGUUAGAAGAGAAAGAAAGAGACAGUACUGUUAUAAGUCAUAUAGAGCUCGUAACAUCACCGGACAGAAGGACUGGAAGAAAGUUGAGCGUGUUGAAGCCCAUGGCUACAAAAGUGUUCGCGGAAAAGCAUAAUAUACCGGUUCAUCAUACUCCAUCCACAGGCCGAACACUUAAUGGAUGGAAUCCACCCACACCAUUUGAUCUUGGUGUUGUUGUAUCGUUCGGCUACUUUGUUACCCCAAAUGUUCUGAAAACAUUACCCUUGGGAGCGGUCAAUGUACACCCUUCGCUAUUGCCGGCUUACAGAGGAGCUUCGCCACUACAGUAUACCAUCAUGAAUAGAGAUAAAGUUGGAGGAAUUACGGUGCAGGAACUUGAUGAGAAAGCUUUCGAUGCCGGUAGAAUAUUAGCCCAAGAAGAGAUUGAUCUGAGUACGGAACCGCCAAAAUCAUACAACGAUUUACGUGAUAGAUUAAGUUCUAUAGGCGUACGGCUGCUGGUGGAGACAAUUCGCGACCUCGAGAGCCGAAAGAAAAACGCUACAGUCCAAGAUAUGACAAAAGUCACAAAAGCUCCAAAAAUAAAGAAAGAGCUGGCUCAUGUUGACUUUGAAGGAAUGGAGGCGGUCGACAUAGAGGCGAUCUUCAGAGCCAUAGGUCACCAGAACCCACUGCUGACAACAAUUGCCGUACCUCCUGAGAAAGGAAGGGAGAAUGCAAAAGCGCGGCGGAUCAAUCUCCAGCUACAUGACUUAUACCUACCAGAGGAGUCAGUGCUCAAGACCAGAUCCAGUAAGAAUGCUCAACCUGGAACCAUCGCUUAUGAUGCUCAGUCUCAAUCCAUCCAUGCUAUGUGCAAAAAUGGCACUGUUAUUGGCAUUAAACGGCUAAAGGCUGAAAAUAAGGCUGAACGUAGCGCUGACGAUUUUUGCAAUGGCUACGGACUACAAAAAGAUAGAACUGGAUUGUUCGAACGGAUAAUAUAGGUAUAUUGGAACUGUAUGCAUAUGCUUGGAACUGAAGUCCAUGUUGAGAAACAAAAAAGAAAAUAUUGUACAAAAUGAAUGAAUAGAUGAGAAAAAAUAAGUUGUGUGAAAAUACAAUACUGAUUGACAGUGACUCUACAUAUAUGAAGA